Molecule: messenger RNA, 1845 nt
Organism: Striga asiatica
Lineage: Eukaryota; Viridiplantae; Streptophyta; Magnoliopsida; Lamiales; Orobanchaceae
Source: the annotation of a GenBank genome assembly
CUCACAUCGACUGUCUAGAGAGAGAGAGUGAAAGAGAGAGAAAUCAGCGUGACAGUGUGUUUUUGUGGUUGCUGAGAGAGAGAGAGAAGAAGAAGACAUGGCCGACUCGUACGAUCCACUGGGCUUCGACUUUGAAGACCCCAUUUCAAUUUCUCCACCUCCGGCUAAGAAAAAGAAGAAGCUCAUUGGUUUGGAUGACCUCUUAAAGGAUUACCAGAGGGAGCAGAAGAGGCUCAAUGAUAAUAAAGCCAAGCAAAAGAAUAUCCGAAAGUCUUGUGAUUUAGACGAUGAGGUUGAUGAUGUGGCAGAUAUAAAUCAAAUAAAUGGUGAUGAAGAAAUGCCCUUCUGGGGCAUUCAGGUUUUUGGGGAACAGGUUGUAUACCGGAAACUUGAUCAAUUCCUCUUCCAUCAAAAGGUGCCACAACUGGAGCAUGCAGAGUUGAAAAAUUCUGUUCUUCUGCAGUCUUUCUUGAAUCAGAAGAUCAAUUCACUAUUUGAAAUUAAUGUUGAGAAAGAGGAAGAUUUCCUUGAAGGAUUGUUGGUUGAUGGCUGGCUGUUUCACCUUGUAUCUGCAUCUGGCCAUGUUGAAGAAUCCAUCGCAAAAUGGACAUUUGACUCAAUUCUAUAUUCUUCAACGCCAAGGCUAAUGGAAGCUGCAUGUGAAUUUUGGUGUGCAAUUCUCUCAGUUAAAGACAAGGUUGAUUCUUCUAGUGUCAAAAUUGAUUGGUUACCUAGCUAUUCAGAUCUAAAAAUAGCUCUUAAUGCGUAUGGGUUUCUCAUGGAUUCACCUUCUAAAUUUUCGUCAGAAGUUGAUAUGGUUAAUGCUGAUUCCAUAUCAGCAGGACCACCACAAAACAUUCGAUCAUGGAUAAAGUUUGUGACUUAUUGUUGCCAAAGAAGGGAUGCUAAUAUUAUUUUCUCAACUCGAGAAACAGAAGAUUUGGUAAUCACUAUCAUAUCACUCUUUUUAGAUCGUCAACUUCUGGGGCUGUCAAUAGUGUUGCAUGAAAGCUUGCUAUCGGCAAUAAAUUCCUUUCAAGAUGAUGAAUGGCCGGCCAGCUGUAAGAAAGUAGCCACAUCUCUUGCUCACAGACUUCCUUGCAACAUUAAUUCCCUGAGAAUAGUGGAGAGUAUCAUCGGAACUGAUGGGCGAAGUAAGCAGCUCAGGAGUGCUGUGGCAUUCCAGUUUCUAGCAACAUGUUUGGAUAAGAAGGCAAAUGAUGCUGAGGAAAUCCUGAGAUUACUAACCUCGAUAAACGUAAAGGACAAGGACUGUGACCUCUUCCAAAUGUAUAUAUAUCUGAACCUGGCUGAGAACUGGCUUCUCUUUGAGCCCACAUUAAAAGAUAAAGCAGAGAUAAGCAAGUUAUGGAAUAUUUGUCUCAGGAGCUGUUCUUGUGGGAUUUCCAUCACCGAUUUGAGGUCUUAUGCUUCUAAUGUACGUUCGCAGCAAGGCUUCAUAUCUUCUACAAGGCAGCACGAGCAAGUGAAUCGUAUAUGGCAGGAAAAAAUGGAGGACUAAUUCAGACAAUCCACUAAAACUGAUGCAAGAAUUUCAAUGCACCUCAAAUCAUCUGCUGAUACCUUUUGCUGUUAAGUUGUCAUUUGUUACAAAGUGCAACUGUUUAAUAUGAGACCUUGGUGUUCCUUUUUUAUUUUUUGUUGUUGUUGUUGUUGUUGUUAGGUUUGAUUGGAAAUGUGUAUAUGUAUUAGCUUUAUUCAGACACGUCAUCACCAUCUCAAGUUCUCAGCAGCUCCUCUCUCCAAUUUCUUUCAUUUGUUUUGCUAGGAGUGUUGUGAAACAAAACCAAUUUUAUAUUUCACCCAAAAUUAGCAGCUUAAUAA